AUGGGGUUUGGCAGGGGGAUAUGGGUACCAGAAUGGGCUUUCCUGUUAGCAGUUUGCUGUAUCCAUCAGAUAGGAGCCCAGAUUGAAAUGCAACAGGAAACAGGAAGCAAAUACACUGAGGUUGUUCAGCAGAAACAAAACACUUCUGCUACAGUUUCAUCUAAGGUGAACAUCAUCCAGCCAAUGCUGACAAAUCCAAUAAUAACACCUUCCAAUCCUGCUCACAAUGGCCACGUGUGCAGCACAUGGGGCAACUUCCACUUCAAGACCUUUGAUGGAGACAUAUUUUCCUUCCCUGGGCUCUGUAAUUAUGUUUUUGCAUCCCAUUGCAACGCUCCUUAUGAGGAUUUCAACAUCCAGAUUAGGCGCAUAGUGGUGGAAAAUGCUCCAACAAUCAACCGUAUCACCAUGAAACUUGAAGGUGUAGCUGCUGAACUAACAAAGGAUGUUGUCAUGAUCAACAGCAACAGUGUUCAACUACCAUACAGCCAAUCUGGAAUUAUGAUAGAGAAAAGCAGCAUUUAUGUGAAAGUUGCCAGCAAAAUGGGUAUUGUGUUGAUGUGGAAUGAAGAUGACAGUAUCCUGCUGGAAUUGAAUGAGAAAUAUGCCAAUCAGACCUGUGGACUUUGUGGGGACUUCAAUGGCUUUCCAGCUUACAAUGAGUUCUAUUCAAACAAUAUUAAGAUGACAGCCUUGCAGUUUGGGAAUAUGCAGAAAAUGGAUGGGCCAACAGAACACUGUGAAGACUCCACUUCUAUCCUGCCAGAUAAUUGCACUGAUAAUUUUGAUGACAUAUGCCAGAAAACAUUGACCAGCUCUGCAUUUGCAGAGUGUAAUGACCUAGUUGAUGUUAGAGAGUACAUUAUGGCUUGCCAAGAUGACUUGUGCCGCUCUGAAGAGUCUAAAAAUGCCUCAUGUAUCUGUGACACCUUUGCUGAAUACUCCCGGCAGUGUGCUCAUGCUGGUGGGCAUCCUCUGAACUGGAGAAGCUCAAAACUGUGCCCCAAGAAGUGUCCUUACAACAUGCAGUACCAGGAGUGCAGCUCCCCCUGUGCUGACACAUGCACCAAUCCUGAGCGAUCUCAGUUUUGUGAAGAACACUGUAUGGAUGGUUGUUUCUGCCCCCCAGGGACUGUAUUUGAUGACAUCACCAAUUCUGGCUGCAUUCCCCAUCAGCAGUGCUCCUGUGUUUAUAAUGGCAACACCUACGCUACAGGAACUUCUUUUUCAGAGCAGUGCCAUUCCUGUACCUGUAAUGGAGGCCAGUGGAGUUGCCAAGACAUGUCAUGCCCAGGAAUAUGUUCAGUAGAGGGAGGUUCACACAUUUCCACAUAUGAUAAAAAACAUUACGAUCACCAUGGAGACUGCACUUACGUCCUUUCUAAGCACUGUAAAGAUGAAACAUUCACCAUCCUGGUAGAACUACGCAAAUGUGGCCUAACAGACACUGAGACAUGCUUAAAGACAGUGACCCUCAACAUGAAUAAAGGACAAACUCUCAUCGAGGUCAAACCUGAUGGUGGUGUGUUUGUGAACUCGAUCUACACCCAGCUGCCCAUCUCAGCAGCUAGUGCCACUGUGUUCAGACCUUCAUCCUUCUUCAUCAUCAUACAUACAAACUUUGGCGUUCACCUUGAAAUCCAAAUCACACCCAUCAUGCAAGUGUUUGUGCGACUGGAUUCUAUUUUCAAAGACCAGACCUGUGGUCUCUGUGGAAAUUUCAAUAAUAUCCAAACUGACGACUUCAAGGUCAUAAGUGGAAUAACUGAAGGAACAGCAACAGCAUUUGCUAAUACAUGGAAAACUCAGGCCUCAUGCCCUAAUAUCCAGCGCACUUUUGAGAACCCUUGUGCACUCAGCAUUGAUAAUGAAAAAUAUGCUCAGCAUUGGUGUGGACUACUAACUGACAGCAAAGGACCUUUUGCUGAUUGUCACUAUGCAGUGAAUCCCUCUGUUUACCACAUGAACUGCAUGUUUGACACAUGUAACUGUGAAAAUAGUGAGGACUGUCUGUGUGCAGCCCUGUCUUCCUAUGUGAGAGCUUGUGCUGCAAAAGGAAUCCAGCUGCAUGGAUGGAGGACUGAUGUCUGCUCAAAAUACACCACCUCAUGUCCCAAAUCCCUAAGCUACAGCUAUAUCAUCUCUUCCUGUCAACCCACUUGUCGGUCUCUGAGUGACCCUGAUGUCACAUGCAACAUUAAGUUUGUCCCAGUUGAUGGCUGCACCUGCGUAAAUGGAACCUACAUGGAUGACAGUGGCAAAUGUGUGCCUGCUAAUGAAUGCCCCUGCUACUACAGAGGAUCUCCCAUACCAUUUGGAGAAGUUGUCCAUGAAAAUGGGCUUGUAUGCACUUGCAUCCAGGGAAGACUGAAUUGCAUUGGAGCACCAAAUCCAACUCCAGCCUGUGAAUCUCCCAUGGUCUACUUUGACUGUAAAAACAUCACUGCAGGAACAACUGGAGCAGAAUGUCAAAAAAGUUGCCACACUCUGGAUAUGCAGUGUUAUAGCAUGCAAUGUAUAUCUGGCUGCGUGUGCCCAGCUGGGCUUGUGUUAGAUGGGAAUGGUGGUUGUAUUCCUGAAGAGGAAUGUCCCUGUAUUCACAAUGAAGCCAUGUAUCAGCCUGGGGAAAAGAUCAACGUUGACUGUAACACCUGUGUAUGCAAGAACAGGAAGUGGGAAUGCACUGAAGAUCAAUGUCUGGGUACUUGUGCUGUUUAUGGAGAUGGUCAUUAUAAUACCUUUGAUGACAAAAGGUUCAGCUUCAAUGGAAACUGUGAAUACACACUCGUCCAGGACCACUGUGGGAAGAGUGGCACAGCCAAUGGGACCUUCAGGGUUAUCACUGAAAAUAUUCCCUGUGGCAACACUGGGACAACUUGCUCAAAAUCUAUCAAAGUUUUCUUAGAGAGCUAUGAACUGAUACUUGGUGAGGAGCAUAUCAGUGUCAUAAAGCGAGGACAGGAUGAGGAGGUGCCAUAUACAGUCCGCUAUAUGGGUAUGUACUUGGUAAUUGAGACCACAAGCGGACUGAUCCUCAUGUGGGACAAGAAAACCAGCAUCUUCAUCAAGCUCAGCCCUGAUUUUAAGGGCCAGAUCUGUGGCCUCUGUGGAAAUUACGAUGGCAAUGGCAUCAAUGACUUUACUACAAGGAGUCAGUCUGUGGUAGAGAAUGUCCUAGAGUUUGGAAACAGCUGGAAAGUAUCCUCUACGUGUCCUGAUGCUUACAGCAUAAAGGACCCAUGUUCUACCAACCCUUAUCGAAAGUCCUGGUCAGAGAAGCAGUGUAGCAUCAUCAACAGCAACGUCUUUGCUGCCUGUCACUCUCAGGUUGAACCAGCAAAAUAUUACCAAGCAUGUGUGACAGAUGCUUGUGCAUGUGACACUGGAGGAGAUUGUGACUGCUUUUGUACAGCAGUAGCUGCCUAUGCUCAAGCAUGUAGUGAAGUUGGUGUCUGCAUAGCCUGGAGAACCCCAUCAAUCUGUCCACUGUUCUGUGAUUACUACAAUCAACAAGGGGAAUGUGAAUGGCACUAUAAGCCUUGUGGAGCCUCCUGUAUGAAGACCUGUAGGAACCCAAGUGGAAAAUGCCUCCAUAACUUGUCAGGUUUAGAAGGCUGCUACCCUAACUGCCCACCAGACAAGCCAUAUUUUCAUGAGGAUCAGAUGAAGUGCGUUAGUCUCUGUGACUGUUAUGAUAAUGAAGAUGGAAAGAUAUAUAGACGGGAUCAAUGUCAUUUAUGUGAAUGCACAUCUGAAGGUUUACAGUGCAAGUUUGAUGAUAAAGAAAUUACAACCGCAACACCAGUGACAACUGUAUGUGUGAAGAAUGUAUGUGCAUGGUCAGAAUGGUAUGAUUGCACACAGCCUGGAAACGAAGAGGACAGUGGAGAUUAUGAAACAUUUGAAAAACUCAGAGAUAAAGGAUACAGCGUGUGUAAAAACCCAAAUGGUGUUCAAUGCAGAGCCAAAGAAUACCCAGAUACAGAAAUAAACAACCUUAACCAAACGGUACAAUGUAGUAAAAGCACAGGAUUAAUAUGCAAUAACAAAGACCAAAAAUCUAAGCAUUGCUAUAAUUAUGAAAUCAGAAUAUCAUGCUGCAGCUAUAUACCAUGUUCAGAAAUACAAACUACAACACCAAGAACCACAGAAGACUUCACAACUACUGCUGUAAAAUCAACACCAUUUACAGUACAGACAAAGAUAAAAUCAACAGUGCAAAACCAGAAAACUGAAGCGCAAAAAACCAAAGUAUCUACAACAUCACCACCAGACAGAGAAAGCACGACUCAUCUGACUGAAAUUUUAGCUAGAGCAAAAACAUCACAAGUGUCAACAAAGGGUUACCAGACCACGUCACCUCCAGCAGAAAUCACCACUGUGGCAACCCAGAUGCCAACAUCACCCACUACCACCUCCACACGCCCCCAGUCAGCAAUGACAACCACUGCUGGCACCACAGUUAUCCCCAGGACCACUGCCCCACCAACACAAGGCACAACCAUCAUCACUACCACCAGCAGGACUGCCACUACCGCGACCUCUCCGCCUCCAACACAAGGCACAACCAUCAACACACCCACUCCAACAGUGCCCACCUCAGCCACUAGCACUGCCAGCACCUCAAGGUACUCUGAAGGAAGCACCACAACGUCCACAGCCACGUCUCCUCUAGCAGAAACCUCCACUGUGGCAACCCAGGCUCCAACAUCACCUGCUACUGCCUCCACACUCCCCCGGUCAGCAAUGACAACCACCGCUGGCACCACAGUUGUCCCCAGUACCACUGCCCCACCAACACAAGGCACAACCAUCAUCACACCCACUCCCACAGUGCCCACCUCAGCCAUUAGCACUGCCAGCACCUCCAGGACCUCUGAAGGAAGCACCACAACUUCCACAUCCCAAUCUACUCCAGCAGAAACCUCCACUGUGGCAACCCAGGCUCCAACGUCACCCACUACUGCCUCCACCCUCCCCUGGUCAGCAAUGACAACCACCGCUGCCACCAUGGUUGUCCCCAGUACCACUGCCCUGCCAACACAAGGCACAACCAUCAUCACACUCACACCAACAGUGCCCACCUCAGCCACUAGCACUGCCAGCACCUCCAGGACCUCUGCAGGGAGCACCACAAUGUCCACAGCCAUGUCUGCUCUAGUAGAAACCUCCACUGUGGCAACUCAGGCUCCAAUGUCACCUGCUACUGCCUCCACCCUCCCGCAGUCAGAAAUGACAACCACCGCUGGCACCACACUUGUCCCCAGGACCACUGCCCCGCCAACACAAGGCACAACCACCAUCACUACCACCAGCAGGACUACCACCAGCAGAGCCAGCACCACCAAGACCUCUCCACCUCCAACACAAGGCACGAUCAUCAUCACACCCACUCCAACAGUGCCCACCUCAGCCAUUAGCACUGCCAGCACCUACAGGACCUCUGCAGAAAGCACCACAACAUCCACAGCCCCAUCUACUCCAGCAGAAACCUCCACUGUGGCAACGCAGAUGCCAACAUCACCCUCUACUGCCUCCACCCUGCCCUGGUCAGCAAUGACAACCACUGCUGGCACCACGGUUGUCCCCAGGACCAUUGCCCUGCCAACACAAGGCACGACCAUCAUCACUACCACCAGCAGCACGACCAACAGCAGGGCCACCACCACCAAGACCUCUCCGCCUCCAACACAAGGCACAAAAACCAUCACACUCACUCCAACAGUGCCCACCUCAGCCACUAGCAUUGCCAGCACCUCCAGGACUACUGCAGGAAGCACCACAACAUCCACAGCCAUAUCUGCUCCAGCAGAAACCUCCACUGUGGCAAUCCAGGCUCCAACAUCACCCGCUACUGCCUCCACACUCCCCCAGUCAGAAGUGACAACCACUGCUGGCACCACGGUUGUCCCCAGUACUACUGCCCCGCCAACACAAGGCACAACCAUCAUCACUACCACCAGCAGGGCCAGCACCACCAAGACCUCUCCGCCUCCAACACAAGGCACAACCAUCAUCACACCCACUCCAACAGUGCCCACCUCAGCCACUAGCACUGCCAGCACCUCCAGGAACUCUGCAGGAAGCACCACAACAUCCACAGCCAUAUCUGCUGCAGCAGAAACGUCCACUGUGGCAACCCAGGCUCCAACAUCACCUGCUACUGCCUCCACACUCCCCCAGUCAGAAAUGACAACCACUGCUGGCACCACGGUUGUCCCCAGUACUACUGCCCUGCCAACACAAGGCACAACCAUCAUCACUACCACCAGCCGGACUGCCACUACCAUGACCUCUCCACCUUCAACACAAGGCACAACCAUCAUCACACCCACUCCAACAGUGCCCACCUCAGCCAUUAGCACUGCCAGCACCUCCAGGACCUCUGCAGGAAGCACCACAACUUCCACAUCCCAAUCUACUCCAGCAGAAACCUCCACUGUGGCAACCCAGGCUCCAACAUCACUCACUACUGCCUCCACCCUCCCCUGGUCAGCAAUGACAUCCACCGCUGCCACCAUGGUUGUCCCCAGUACCACUGCCCCACCAACACAAGGCACAACCAUCAUCACACUCACAAUAACAGUGCCCACCUCAGCCACUAGCACUGCCAGCACCUCCAGGACCUCUGCAGGAAGUACCACAACGUCCACAGCCACAUCUGCUCCAGCAGAAACCUCCACUGUGGCAACCCAGGCUCCAACGUCACCUGCUACUGCCUCCACACUCCCCCAGUCAGAAGUGACAACCACUGCUGGCACCACAGUUGUCCCCAGGACCACUGCCCUGCCAACACAAGGCACAACCAUCAUCACUACCACCAGCAGGGCCAGCACCACCAAGACCUCUCCGCCUCCAACACAAGGCACAACCAUCAUCACACCCACUCCAACAGUGCCCACCUCAGCCACUAGCACUGCCAGCACCUCGAGGAACUCUGCAGGAAGUACCACAACAUCCACAGCCAUAUCUGCUGCAGCAGAAACCUCCACUGUAGCAACCCAGGCUCCAACAUCACCUGCUACUGCCUCCACACUCCCCCAGUCAGCAAUGACAACCACUGCUGGCACCACAGUUGUCCCCAGUACUACUGCCCUGCCAACACAAGGCACAACCAUCAUCACUACCACCAGCAGGUCUGCCACUACCACGACCUCUCCACCUUCAACACAAGGCACAACCAUCAUCACACCCACUCCCACAGUGCCCACCUCAGCCAUUAGCACUGCCAGCACCUCCAGGACCUCUGAAGGAAGCACCACAACUUCCACAUCCCAAUCUACUCCAGCAGAAACCUCCACUGUGGCAACCCAGGCUCCAACAUCACCCACUACUGCCUCCACCCUCCCCUGGUCAGCAAUGACAACAACCGCUGCCACCAUGGUUGUCCGCAGUACCACUGCCAUGCCAACACAAGGCACAACCAUCAUCACACUCACACCAACAGUGCCCACCUCAGCCACUAGCACUGCCAGCACAUCCAGGACCUCUGCAGGAAGUACCACAACGUCCACAGCCACAUCUGCUCCAGCAGAAACCUCCACUGUAGCAACCCAGAUGCCAACAUCACCUGCUACUGCCUCCACACUCCCCCAGUCAGAAAUGACAACCACUGCUGGCACCACAGUUGUCCCCAGGACCACUGCCCUGCCAACACAAGGCACAACCAUCAUCACUGCCACCAGCAGGACUACCACCAGCAAGACCUCUCUCCCUCCAACACAAGGCACAACCAUCAUCACACCCACUCCAACAGUGCCCACCUCAGCCAUUAGCACUGCCAGCACCUACAGGACCUCUGCAGAAAGCACCACAACGUCCACAGCCACGUCUCCUCCAGCAGAAACCUCCAAUGCGGAAACGCAGAUGCCAACAUCACCCUCUGCUGCCUCCACCCUGCCCUGGUCAGCAAUGACAACCACUGCUGGCACCACGGUUGUCCCCAGGACCACUGCCAUGCCAACACAAGGCACAACCAUCAUCACACUCACACCAACAGUGCCCACCUCAGCCACUAGCACUGCCAGCACCUCCAGGACCUCUGCAGAAAGCACCACAACGUCCACAGCCACAUCUGCUCCAGCAGAAACGUCCACUGUGGCAACCCAGGCUCCAACAUCACCCGCUACUGCCUCCACACUCCCCCGGUCACCAAUGACAACCACUGCUGGCACCACAGUUGUCCCCAGGACCAUUACCCCGCCAACACAAGGCACAACCAUCAUCACUACCACCAGCAGGACCAGCACCACCAAGACCUCUCCCCCUCUGACAGAAGGCACAACCAUCAUCACACUCACUCCAACAGUGCCCACCUCAGCCACUAGCACUGCCAGCACCUCCAGGACCUCUGCAGGAAGCACCACAACAUCCACAGCCAUAUCUGCUGCAGCAGAAACGUCCACUGUGGCAACCCAGGCUCCAACAUCACCUGCUACUGCCUCCACACUCCCCCAGUCAGAAGUGACAGCCACUGCUGGCACCACGGUUCUCCCCAGUACUACUGCCCUGCCAACACAAGGCACAACCAUCAUUACUACCACCAGCCGGACUGCCACUACCAAGACCUCUCCCCCUCCAACACAAGGCACAACCAUCAUCACACCCACUCCAACAGUGCCCACCUCAGCCACUAGCACUGCCAGCACCUCCAGGACCUCUGCAGGAAGUACCACAACAUCCACAGCCACGUCUCCUCCAGCAGAAACCUCCACUGUGGCAACGCAGGUGCCAACAUCACCCUCUACUGCCUCCACCCUGCCCUGGUCAGCAAUGACAACCACUGCUGGCACCACAGUUGUCCCCAGUACUACUGCCCUGCCAACACAAGGCACAACCAUCAUCACUACCACCAGCAGGACUACCACCAGCAAGACCUCUCCGCCUCCAACACAAGGCACAACCAUCAUCACACCCACUCCAACAGUGCCCACCUCAGCCACUAGCACUGCCAGCACCUCCAAGACCACUACAGGAAGCACAACGACGUCCACAGCCACAUCUGCUGCACCUGAAACCUCCACUGUGGCAACCCAGGCUCCAAUGUCACCUGCUACUGCCUCCACACUCCCCCAAUCAGAAGUGACAACCACUGCUGGCACCACAGUUGUCCCCAGGACCACUGCCCCGCCAACACAAGGCACAACCAUCAUCACUACCACCAGCAGGGCCAGCACCACCAAGACCUCUCCCCCUCCAACACAAGGCACAACCAUCAUCACACCCACUCCAACAGUGCCCACCUCAGCCACUAGCACUGCCAGCACCUCAAGCUGCCAGCAGCACUGUGCCUGGACGCAGUGGUUUGACUUGGAUUCCCCUAGCCCUGGUAGCGAAAAUGGAGACAUAGAGACGUUUGCAAAAAUCCGAGCCGCCGGGUAUGCACUGUGUGACAAGCCACAAGACAUCAAGUGCCGUGCUAAAGAUUACCCUUAUAGGAGUCUGGACAAACUGGGACAGAAGUUUGAGUGCAGUCUUGACACUGGCCUUGUGUGCAGAAAUAAGGAUCAGAUCAGAAAGUACCCGAUGUGCUUCGACUACGAGGUCAAGGUGCUGUGCUGUGACCGUGAACACUGCCAGACAACAUCAGCAACCACAGGACCCACUGCAGGCUCCUCCACCAAAGCCUCUCCUGUAGAAACCUCCACUGUGGCAACCCAGGCUCCAACGUCACCUGCUACUGCCUCCACACGCCCCCAGUCAGAAAUGACAACCACUGCUGGCACCACAGUUGUCCCCAGGACCACUGCCCCGCCAACACAAGGCACAACCAUCAUCACUACCACCAGCAGGGCCAGCACCACCAAGACCUCUCCCCCUCCAACACAAGGCACAACCAUCAUCACACCCACUCCAACAGUGCCCACCUCAGCCAUUAGCACUGCCAGCACCUCCAGGACCUCUGCAGGAAGCACCACAACGUCCACAGCCACAUCUCCUCCAGCAGAAACCUCCACUGUGGCAACCCAGGCUCCAACAUCACCCACUACUGCCUCCACCCUCCCCUGGUCAGCAAUGACAACAACCGCUGCCACCAUGGUUGUCCGCAGUACCACUGCCAUGCCAACACAAGGCACAACCAUCAUCACACUCACACCAACAGUGCCCGCCUCAGCCACUAGCACUGCCAGCACCUCCAGGACCUCUGCAGGAAGUACCACAACGUCCACAGCCACAUCUGCUCCAGCAGAAACCUCCACUGUAGCAACCCAGAUGCCAACAUCACCUGCUACUGCCUCCACACUCCCCCAGUCAGAAAUGACAACCACUGCUGGCACCACAGUUGUCCCCAGGACCACUGCCCUGCCAACACAAGGCACAACCAUCAUCACUACCACCAGCCGGACUGCCACUACCAUGACCUCUCCACCUUCAACACAAGGCACAACCAUCAUCACACCCACUCCCACAGUGCCCACCUCAGCCAUUAGCACUGCCAGCACCUCCAGGACCUCUGCAGGAAGUACCACAACGUCCACAGCCACAUCUGCUCCAGCAGAAACCUCCACUGUAGCAACCCAGAUGCCAACAUCACCUGCUACUGCCUCCACACUCCCCCAGUCAGAAGUGACAACCACUGCUGGCACCACAGUUGUCCCCAGGACCACUGCCCCGCCAACACAAGGCACAACCAUCAUCACUACCACCAGCAGGGCCAGCACCACCAAGACCUCUCCCCCUCCAACACAAGGCACAACCAUCAUCACACCCACUCCAACAGUGCCCACCUCAGCCACUAGCACUGCCAGCACCUCAAGGUACUCUGCAGGAAGUACCACAACAUCCACAGCCCUAUCUGCUGCAGCAGUAACCUCCACUGUGGCAUCCCAGGCUCCAACGUCACCUGCUACUGCCUCCACACGCCCCCAGUCAGAAGUGACAACCACUGCUGGCACCACAGUUGUCCCCAGUACUACUGCCCUGCCAACACAAGGCACAACCAUCAUCACUACCACCAGCAGGUCUGUCACUACCACGACCUCUCCACCUUCAACACAAGGCACAACCAUCAUCACACCCACUCCCACAGUGCCCACCUCAGCCAUUAGCACUGCCAGCACCUCCAGGACCUCUGCAGGAAGCACCACAACUUCCACAUCCCAAUCUACUCCAGCAGAAACCUCCACUGUGGCAACCCAGGCUCCAACAUCACCCACUACUGCCUCCACCCUCCCCUGGUCAGCAAUGACAACCACCGCUGCCACCAUGGUUGUCCCCAGUACCACUGCCCCACCAACACAAGGCACAACCAUCAUCACACUCACACCAACAGUGCCCACCUCAGCCACUAGCACUGCCAGCACCUCCAGGACCUCUGCAGGAAGUACCACAAUGUCCACAGCCACAUCUGCUCCAGCAGAAACCUCCACUGUGGCAACCCAGGCUCCAACGUCACCUGCUACUGCCUCCACACGCCCCCAGUCAGAAAUGACAACCACUGCUGGCACCACAGUUGUCCCCAGGACCACUGCCCUGCCAACACAAGGCACAACCAUCAUCACUGCCACCAGCAGGACUACCACCAGCAAGACCUCUCCGCCUCCAACACAAGGCACAACCAUCAUCACACCCACUCCAACAGUGCCCACCUCAGCCAUUAGCACUGCCAGCACCUACAGGACCUCUGAAGGAAGCACCACAACGUCCACAGCCACGUCUCCUCCAGCAGAAACCUCCAAUGCGGAAACGCAGAUGCCAACAUCACCCUCUGCUGCCUCCACCCUGCCCUGGUCAGCAAUGACAACCACUGCUGGCACCAUGGUUGUCCCCAGGACCACUGCCAUGCCAACACAAGGCACAACCAUCAUCACACUCACUCCAACAGUGCCCACCUCAGCCAUUAGCACUGCCAGCACCUCCAGGACCUCUGCAGAAAGCACCACAACGUCCACAGCCACAUCUCCUCCAGCAGAAACCUCCACUGUGGCAACCCAGGCUCCAACAUCACCAGCUACUGCCUCCACACUCCCCCAGUCAGAAGUGACAACCACUGCUGGCACCACGGUUGUCCCCAGUACUACUGCCCCGCCAACACAAGGCACAACCAUCAUUACUACCACCAGCCGGACUGCCACUACCAAGACCUCUCCACGUCCAACACAAGGCACAACCAUCAUCACACCCACUCCAACAGUGCCCACCUCAGCCACUAGCACUGCCAGCACCUCCAGGACCUCUGCAGGAAGUACCACAACAUCCACAGCCACGUCUCCUCCAGCAGAAACCUCCACUGUGGCAACGCAGGUGCCAACAUCACCCUCUACUGCCUCCACCCUGCCCUGGUCAGCAAUGACAACCACUGCUGGCACCACAGUUGUCCCCAGGACCACUGCCCCGCCAACACAAGGCACAACCAUCAUCACUACCACCAGCAGGGCCAGCACCACCAAGACCUCUCCCCCUCCAACACAAGGCACAACCAUCAUCACACCCACUCCAACAGUGCCCACCUCAGCCACUAGCACUGCCAGCACCUCCAAGACCACUACAGGAAGCACAACGACGUCCACAGCCACAUCUGCUGCACCUGAAACCUCCACUGUGGCAACCCAGGCUCCAAUGUCACCUGCUACUGCCUCCACACUCCCCCAAUCAGAAGUGACAACCACUGCUGGCACCACAGUUGUCCCCAGGACCACUGCCCCGCCAACACAAGGCACAACCAUCAUCACUACCACCAGCAGGGCCAGCACCACCAAGACCUCUCCCCCUCCAACACAAGGCACAACCAUCAUCACACCCACUCCAACAGUGCCCACCUCAGCCACUAGCACUGCCAGCACCUCAAGCUGCCAGCAGCACUGUGCCUGGACGCAGUGGUUUGACUUGGAUUCCCCUAGCCCUGGUAGCGAAAAUGGAGACAUAGAGACGUUUGCAAAAAUCCGAGCCGCCGGGUAUGCACUGUGUGACAAGCCACAAGACAUCAAGUGCCGUGCUAAAGAUUACCCUUAUAGGAGUCUGGACAAACUGGGACAGAAGUUUGAGUGCAGUCUUGACACUGGCCUUGUGUGCAGAAAUAAGGAUCAGAUCAGAAAGUACCCGAUGUGCUUCGACUACGAGGUCAAGGUGCUGUGCUGUGACCGUGAACACUGCCAGACAACAUCAGCAACCACAGGACCCACUGCAGGCUCCUCCACCAAAGCCUCUCCUGUAGAAACCUCCACUGUGGCAACCCAGGCUCCAACGUCACCCGCUACUGCCUCCACACGCCCCCAGUCAGAAAUGACAACCACUGCUGGCACCACAGUUGUCCCCAGGACCACUGCCCCGCCAACACAAGGCACAACCAUCAUCACUACCACCAGCAGGGCCAGCACCACCAAGACCUCUCCCCCUCCAACACAAGGCACAACCAUCAUCACACCCACUCCAACAGUGCCCACCUCAGCCAUUAGCACUGCCAGCACCUCCAGGACCUCUGCAGGAAGCACCACAACGUCCACAGCCACAUCUCCUCCAGCAGAAACCUCCACUGUGGCAACCCAGGCUCCAACAUCACCCACUACUGCCUCCACCCUCCCCUGGUCAGCAAUGACAACAACCGCUGCCACCAUGGUUGUCCGCAGUACCACUGCCAUGCCAACACAAGGCACAACCAUCAUCACACUCACACCAACAGUGCCCGCCUCAGCCACUAGCACUGCCAGCACCUCCAGGACCUCUGCAGGAAGUACCACAACGUCCACAGCCACAUCUGCUCCAGCAGAAACCUCCACUGUAGCAACCCAGAUGCCAACAUCACCUGCUACUGCCUCCACACUCCCCCAGUCAGAAGUGACAACCACUGCUGGCACCACAGUUGUCCCCAGGACCACUGCCCUGCCAACACAAGGCACAACCAUCAUCACUACCACCAGCCGGACUGCCACUACCAUGACCUCUCCACCUUCAACACAAGGCACAACCAUCAUCACACCCACUCCCACAGUGCCCACCUCAGCCAUUAGCACUGCCAGCACCUCCAGGACCUCUGCAGGAAGUACCACAACGUCCACAGCCACAUCUGCUCCAGCAGAAACCUCCACUGUAGCAACCCAGAUGCCAACAUCACCUGCUACUGCCUCCACACUCCCCCAGUCAGAAGUGACAACCACUGCUGGCACCACAGUUGUCCCCAGGACCACUGCCCCGCCAACACAAGGCACAACCAUCAUCACUACCACCAGCAGGGCCAGCACCACCAAGACCUCUCCCCCUCCAACACAAGGCACAACCAUCAUCACACCCACUCCAACAGUGCCCACCUCAGCCACUAGCACUGCCAGCACCUCAAGGUACUCUGCAGGAAGUACCACAACAUCCACAGCCCUAUCUGCUGCAGCAGUAACCUCCACUGUGGCAUCCCAGGCUCCAACGUCACCUGCUACUGCCUCCACACUCCCCCAGUCAGAAGUGACAACCACUGCUGGCACCACAGUUGUCCCCAGUACUACUGCCCUGCCAACACAAGGCACAACCAUCAUCACUACCACCAGCAGGUCUGCCACUACCACGACCUCUCCACCUUCAACACAAGGCACAACCAUCAUCACACCCACUCCCACAGUGCCCACCUCAGCCAUUAGCACUGCCAGCACCUCCAGGACCUCUGCAGGAAGCACCACAACUUCCACAUCCCAAUCUACUCCAGCAGAAACCUCCACUGUGGCAACCCAGGCUCCAACAUCACCCACUACUGCCUCCACCCUGCCCUGGUCAGCAAUGACAACAACCGCUGCCACCAUGGUUGUCCGCAGUACCACUGCCCUGCCAACACAAGGCACAACCAUCAUCACACUCACACCAACAGUGCCCACCUCAGCCACUAGCACUGCCAGCACAUCCAGGACCUCUGCAGGAAGUACCACAACGUCCACAGCCACAUCUGCUCCAGCAGAAACCUCCACUGUGGCAACCCAGGCUCCAACAUCACCUGCUACUGCCUCCACACUCCCCCAGUCAGAAAUGACAACCACUGCUGGCACCACAGUUGUCCCCAGGACCACUGCCCUGCCAACACAAGGCACAACCAUCAUCACUGCCACCAGCAGGACUACCACCAGCAAGACCUCUCCGCCUCCAACACAAGGCACAACCAUCAUCACACCCACUCCAACAGUGCCCACCUCAGCCAUUAGCACUGCCAGCACCUACAGGACCUCUGAAGGAAGCACCACAACGUCCACAGCCACGUCUCCUCCAGCAGAAACCUCCACUGCGGAAACGCAGAUGCCAACAUCACCCUCUGCUGCCUCCACCCUGCCCUGGUCAGCAAUGACAACCACUGCUGGCACCAUGGUUGUCCCCAGGACCACUGCCAUGCCAACACAAGGCACAACCAUCAUCACACUCACUCCAACAGUGCCCACCUCAGCCAUUAGCACUGCCAGCACCUCCAGGACCUCUGCAGAAAGCACCACAACGUCCACAGCCACAUCUCCUCCAGCAGAAACCUCCACUGUGGCAACCCAGGCUCCAACAUCACCCGCUACUGCCUCCACACUCCCCCAGUCAGAAGUGACAACCACUGCUGGCACCACAGUUGUCCCCAGGACCACUGCCCCGCCAACACAAGGCACAACCAUCAUCACUACCACCAGCAGGGCCAGCACCACCAAGACCUCUCCCCCUCCAACACAAGGCACAACCAUCAUCACACCCACUCCAACAGUGCCCACCUCAGCCACUAGCACUGCCAGCACCUCCAAGACCACUACAGGAAGCACAACGACGUCCACAGCCACAUCUGCUGCACCUGAAACCUCCACUGUGGCAACCCAGGCUCCAAUGUCACCUGCUACUGCCUCCACACUCCCCCAAUCAGAAGUGACAACCACUGCUGGCACCACAGUUGUCCCCAGGACCACUGCCCCGCCAACACAAGGCACAACCAUCAUCACUACCACCAGCAGGGCCAGCACCACCAAGACCUCUCCCCCUCCAACACAAGGCACAACCAUCAUCACACCCACUCCAACAGUGCCCACCUCAGCCACUAGCACUGCCAGCACCUCAAGCCCUGGUAGCGAAAAUGGAGACAUAGAGACGUUUGCAAAAAUCCGAGCCGCCGGGUAUGCACUGUGUGACAAGCCACAAGACAUCAAGUGCCGUGCUAAAGAUUACCCUUAUAGGAGUCUGGACAAACUGGGACAGAAGUUUGAGUGCAGUCUUGACACUGGCCUUGUGUGCAGAAAUAAGGAUCAGAUCAGAAAGUACCCGAUGUGCUUCGACUACGAGGUCAAGGUGCUGUGCUGUGACCGUGAACACUGCCAGACAACAUCAGCAACCACAGGACCCACUGCAGGCUCCUCCACCAAAGCCUCUCCUGUAGAAACCUCCACUGUGGCAACCCAGGCUCCAACGUCACCCGCUACUGCCUCCACACGCCCCCAGCCAGAAAUGACAACCACUGCUGGCACCACAGUUGUCCCCAGGACCACUGCCCCGCCAACACAAGGCACAACCAUCAUCACUACCACCAGCAGGGCCAGCACCACCAAGACCUCUCCCCCUCUGACAGAAGGCACAACCAUCAUCACACCCACUCCCACAGUGCCCACCUCAGCCAUUAGCACUGCCAGCACCUCCAGGACCUCUGCAGAAAGCACCACAACGUCCACAGCCACAUCUCCUCCAGCAGAAACGUCCACUGUGGCAACCCAAGCUCCAACGUCACCCACUACUGCCUUCACCCUCCCCCAGUCAGGAAUUACGAGCACCAUAGGUGUUACAGAUAUUCUUCCAACUUCUGUUUCUUCUACUGGACAAAGUACUGCCACUACUGUUUUUCCUACAAGUUUCUCUACCACAAGCAGCCCAGUGAGUGGACCCCGUAGCUUGAUUAUUACUUAUCCUAGCUUGAGGGAGACAGUGGUGACUUUGAAACUUUUGAAAGUAUUAGAGCUAAAUGUCAUAAUAUUUGCCAAAUCCCAGAUGAUAUUCAGCAUAGAGCUAAAAGAUUUCCAGAAUCUCCACUUAGCACCUGGAGAGAACUGGAUAAGUGAAUGCCAGAAGUGUGUCUGUGACCCCCUCACUGCUACCAUACAAUGCCAGCCGCUCCUGUGCCAAACAGUUCAGACACCAAUUUGUGACCCAGGAUUUGCUCCCGUGUCUGUAUCACCCCCAAAAGACUCAUGUUGUCCUCAAUUUCAAUGCCAACCAACAUCUGACAUCUGUGUGAUUAACGGUACAACGUACAUGGUUGGAAUGUCAAUAGUAAACAAUUCAUGUCAGAACUGUACCUGCAGUUCUGAGAAAGAUCCAGUGACUCACAAAAACAUUGUGCAUUGUGAAAGAGUUCGAUGUGAAACAUCUUGCCCACUGGUUGAUGAGAUCCUGCCACUCGAUCAUUGCAGCCAUUACAAAUGUGAAAAAAUUGAAGAUCAAUUUGUUGCAGUCCAAACUAAAAAAAUAUGCCCCGAGUACAACCCAGGAGAGUGUGAUCUUGACGAAGCAGAGACUACUCCCGAUGGCUGCUGCAAAAUAUGUAAACCUGCAAACUGCAAACCUUACAGCAAAAAAACUGUGAUCCGCCAUGGUGACUGUGAAUCUUCUCAACCUGUUGAGCUGGCAUAUUGUGAAGGAACUUGUCCUGGCUCCUCAGUGUAUUCUCUUGAAGCAAACCAGAUGCAAUACGAGUGUAGUUGCUGCCAGGAGUCCAGCAGCCAAACAAGAGAGGUGACCCUGACUUGCCAAAAUGGAACAAGCAUAAAUUAUAACUAUGUCUAUGUGGAACAAUGCCAGUGUAUGAAUGCAUGCACUUCAAAAACCUCUGCACCAUAUGGCUCCCAACUGAAAAAAUUGGCAGCAUACAGUUCCCAAUGGAAAAUCAGCAAAAGAAAGAUGCGCAUUGGAAACAGAGAGCAGAGACCCUAG
Gymnogyps californianus (California condor) is the source of this 17853-nucleotide messenger RNA. RefSeq names its product mucin-5AC-like. The record is from RefSeq and is a predicted model, not a curated record. Lineage: Eukaryota; Metazoa; Chordata; Aves; Accipitriformes; Cathartidae. Gene Ontology annotation, cellular component: extracellular matrix. The coding region runs from base 1 to 17853 and encodes 5950 amino acids. The transcript has 41 exons. Gene Ontology annotation, molecular function: protein binding.